AUGGGUUGCGCAGUUCAAAAGCAUAGCCACUUGGUGAGGGAAGUAGAUGUUAGACUGUCGGUGCGUGGUGGUGAAUUGGGGAAACGACCCAAAGUUCGUAGAUGCGAGGUGACUUUGUUUACAAAGAAGCAUGGAGUGAUUAGGGCAGAGGAGGAUGCUGAGUCACUUUAUGGGAGUAUUGAUUUGGGUUUUGAUAGGCAAAAGGUUAGGGACCCUGGUGCACUGCUAGCAGUUGAUGAUUUAGCAGUGGCUCCUCAAGAAGAAGACGAAGAGGAUGCCAUUGAUGAGGGAAAGUUUUGGUAUUCUCCUCUUCAUUGA
This is a messenger RNA of Fraxinus pennsylvanica, 318 nucleotides long. The record is from the annotation of a GenBank genome assembly. NCBI's taxonomy places the organism in Eukaryota, Viridiplantae, Streptophyta, Magnoliopsida, Lamiales, Oleaceae.